This is a messenger RNA of Xylona heveae TC161, 1009 nucleotides long. Its product is annotated as meiotic chromosome segregation protein. NCBI's taxonomy places the organism in Eukaryota, Fungi, Ascomycota, Xylonomycetes, Xylonales, Xylonaceae. The record is from RefSeq and is a predicted model, not a curated record. The coding region runs from base 54 to 917 and encodes 287 amino acids. The transcript is spliced from 3 exons.
GAGAAAACAAGAUUCAGCAAUCAUCAGAAUAUUAUUUGAAUCAAAAAAACAUUAUGGCGCCCCGCGCUCCUCCAGCCUACGACCCUAUUCCACUGAACAAGCCUCUCUACAAGGCCAUUGCAGAUACGGGAUCGGUCUCUGGCGCGCGUAAAUUGGUCAAUUCAUUUAAUCUCCCUAUCCGGAGCGGGCGAGCAUGGGAAGUUCGUGCAGGCCAAGUAUGUCGCAUUAUCACUCCUGAGGGGCCGCAGGUUGGAGACCUGAAUAUCUGGAAUCGACACAAUCCACGCGAACGAUUUUGGGCAGCCCGCACGCGGCAAUUGCAGCAAAGCCAUGUAAAAUUGUUUGACCGGCUGUGGAGCUGCCUGCCAUUUUUGCGGCCGUUGGUUACGGUUACUGCUGAUUCUCUCUCAAAUUACGGCGUCGACGAAGCCGGAGGGCGGGUCCACGAUCUGCUUGGGACGAGAUGCGAUCCUUACGUCAACCAGCUAAUCAGUGGUACCUCAUUCGAUUUCCAAUGCCACUCAAACCUCACUCGUGCCGUGCUUCCAUACGGCCUGUCCGAGUCUGAUGUGCAUGAUGUUUUGAAUGUGUUCCAAGUGGCGGGCUUGGACGAAUCUGGAAGAUAUUUUAUGCAACCAUGUCCUGCCAAAGCAGGCGACUACUGGGAAUUCUUUGCCGAAACAGACGUGCUUUGUGCGCUAUCGACCUGCCCCGGCGGUGAUCUGUCCCAGUGGGGCUGGGGCGAAGGCGCAGAAGGCUCCGGCACGGAUAUGCUAUCAUGCUGCCGUCCACUGGCCGUGGAGGUUUAUGAAUUGAUGAACAGAGAGGAGCUGCUUAAAGAUUGGAAAGAACCAUUGCCGGCUGCGUACAGGGGGAUACAUGGGCUGGUGCUUGAUCCUAACAGUUCUCGAGUCUGAAGAAUGGGGGUACCGCUCGUCAGGGCCUAUUCCGAGUGGAGUUGAAGGAGUCAAAAAGUCCGAAACCGAAAGGUGAAAAGGUGUCACCGUGU